GGGAGCAGACGUUCUGACAGUGUUGCCGUGGUUGGCACCUGUCAUCUGGGAGAGCACCUUCAAUUCAGACAUAAUUGACAACAUGUAUCAAAAACCUCACUAUAGCAACUAUGGUUUUCGCUGUUGGAAAGUAAAUAGAUACUAAUGAAUUAAACCAAAUGUGAGUUGUUUUCAAGGUUUUGCUUUAUUAUAAUACCCAUUUUUCUUUUUAUAACUUUAUUUACAUUUUAUUUGAUCUGAUUGGCAGGUACAUUCGCUUCCUUGGGACAUUUUUGGCGAUGGCAGAGUAUAACUAUUUGGUUGGGUUCAGAGUCCACUAUUAUAUAUUCAGUGACCAACCCCAGGAGGUUCCAGCCAUACCCCUGGCCUCUGGGAUGUCCCUUAACCUGAUCCUGGUACCCAGGUUUAUACGCUAGCAGGAGGAUAGAAUUCAUUAAGAAAACCAUAUAAGAAGAGAGGAUUCGAAAAGAGGCCCACUUCCUGUUUUGUCUGGACGUGGACAUGAAGUUUCACCAGCGCUGGGGAGCUGAGGCGCUCGGCUUGUCGCUGCAGUUCACCUAUCUUACUACUAUGAGAGCCGGGACAAGUUCCCCUACGAAUGCAGUCCUGCCUCAUUAUCCUUUGUGCCCCUGAAUGAGAGGGACUUCUACUAUGCCGGAGCAGUGUUUGGAGGUACUGUGGAGGAGGUCCACAAGCUGACUAGGACAUGCCAGGAGCACCUGGACAGAGACAGGGUUAAUGGCAUAGAGGCAGCGUGGCAAGAGGAGCGCCAUCUCAACCUCUACCUUAUCUACAACAAACCCACCAGGCUGCUCUCCCCUGAGUACAUAUAUGGGACUACAGAAGGGGUCAUGAUGCACCUGAGAUCAAGGUCA
This is a messenger RNA of Coregonus sp. 'balchen', 875 nucleotides long. The record is from the annotation of a GenBank genome assembly. NCBI's taxonomy places the organism in Eukaryota, Metazoa, Chordata, Actinopteri, Salmoniformes, Salmonidae.